AUGCCACGCUUCCGACCCCGCUCCCCUUCUUUCCACGACCCCGUCCCCUCACCCGGCUAUCAGCUGCUGAACGAAUUCAAGGAUCGCCUGGGCUCGGAGACGCUCAGUCCGGAGCUUGCGCACCAACUGUUCGGCAAAUUGCUUCGUCAACCCGUCAAGGUACCAGAACGCGCGCUCAACGGCUUUUUCGCCGCCCUCGCGCGUGCCCCGCCCUCCAUCGCCUGCCCCGAUGGCCCUGCCCUCGCCAUCGCCCUCUUCAAACAAAUGGCUGAAGCAGGCCAACGUCCGGUGACGGCACCCACCAUUUACACAUACAACAUACUGAUUGAUUGCUGCCACCGUGCACGCCGCCCGGACCUAGGGCCUGCCUUCUUCGGCCACCUCCUCAAGACAGGUAUCAGGGAGGACGUCAUCACUUUCAACAAUUUAUUGAAGUGCCUCUGUGACAUGAAGCGAACGGAGGAGGCUCUGGACGUGCUGCUCCACAAGAUGCCCGACGAUCUGCCUGAUGUCAUUUCCUACUCAAUAAUUCUCAAGAGCUUCUGUGAUGAUGGGAAGAGCCAGCGUGCGCUUGACCUGCUCCGGAUGAUGAGAAAAAAAGGAUCUGACCACUCUCCCAACGUGGUUUCAUACAGCACGGUAAUUGAUGGCUUCUUGAAGGAGGGUGAAAUAAGCAAAGCUUUGGAUCUAUUCCAUGAAAUGAAACAGCAGGGGGUUGUGCCUGAUGUGGUGACAUAUAGUUCCAUUAUUGAUGGGCAGUGCAAAGCAAGGGCGAUGGACAAGGCAGAGGGGGUCCUUCGGCAAAUGCUCGAUAAUGGUGUUCGGCCGAAUACCGUGACAUAUAACUCCAUUAUUGAUGGGCUGUGCAAAGCAAGAGCAAUGGACAAGGCAGAGGGUGUCCUUCGGCAAAUGGUCGAUAAUGGUGUUCGGCCGGAUACGGUGACAUAUAAUAGCCUGAUCCAUGGAUAUUCCACUUCGGGCCAGUUGGAAGAAGUCGCUAGGUUGUUGGAAGAAAUGAAAACUCAAGGUAUCAUGUGGGACGUUUUUACUUGCAACUCAUUCAUGGACUAUCUUUGCAAGACCGGAAGAAUCAAAGAAGCUGCAGAAUUAUUUUAUUCCAUGGCUGAGAAGGGCCAUAAACCCGAUGUUGUCUCAUACAACACGCUUAUUGAUGGCUUCUUGAAAGUGGGUGAAAUAAGCAAAGCAUGUGAUCUAUUCCGUGAAAUGAUACAGCAGAGGAUUGAGCCUGAUGUGGUGACAUAUAAUUCCAUUAUUGAUGGGCUGUGCAAAGCAAGCGAAAUUGACAAGGCAAAGGUGGUCCUUCGGCAAAUGGUCGAUAAUGGUGUUCGGCCGGAUAUCGUGACAUAUAACUCCAUUAUUGAUGGGCUGUGCAAAGCAAGAGCAAUGGACAAGGCAGAGGGUGUCCUUCGGCAAAUGGUCGAUAAUGGUGUUCGGCCGGAUACGGUGACAUAUAAUAGCCUGAUCCAUGGAUAUUCCACUUCGGGCCAGUCGGAAGAAGUCGCUAGGUUGUUGGAAGAAAUGAAAACUCAAGGUAUCAUGUGGGACGUUUUUACUUGCAACUCAUUCAUGGACUAUCUUUGGAAGACCAGAAGAAUCAAAGAAGCUGCAGAAUUAUUUUAUUCCAUGGCUGAGAAGGGCCACAAACCCGACGCUGUCUCAUACGGGAUUAUGCUUCAUGGUUAUGCUACAGAAGGAUCCCUUGUUGAUAUGAAUGAUUUCCGUGAGCAGAUGGUACGAGACGGAGUUGUACCCAGUCUCAGUGUUUACAACAUACUGAUUGGUGCAUAUGCUAAGUGCGGAAAGAUGGACGCAGCAAUGCUUGUCUUCGAAGAUAUGUUGAAGCAUGGUGUGAACCCUGAUCAGGUCACAUAUUUAAUUGUGAUAGCUGCAUUUUGCAGAAUGGGCAGGAUGGAUGAUGCCAUGGACAAAUUCAGUGAGAUGAUUGAUAUGGGAGUACCACAUGACACUAAUGUUUAUGAGUGCAUGAUCAAGGGUUACUUUAGACAAGGUGAUUUGGUGAAAGCCAACGAAUUGUUUACCGAAAUGAAGAACAAGGAUAUUCGUCGUAGGCCACAGAAGGGUAGUGGAAGAACAUAUUAUGUUUGACUUUAUUAUCCGUGCUGGUUAGAGGCCUGAUCCUGUUAUAUUUACUUCAAUGAUCGAUGAAUAUUGCUUAGUCGCCAAGAUGGAGAAAGCAUUCAGAGUAGUUGAUACUAUGGUAUCAGUUGGCAUGAGCACUAAUGUUAUUCCUCAUGACUUGUUCCUUAGCAUGGUUAUGCUCUCGUUGUCUUGAUGUUCUCCAAAUGCUUUGUUAUUAUGAUUGGUCUAAUGAAUCAAGUAUUAUGGUUGUUAA
This is a messenger RNA of Lolium rigidum, 2374 nucleotides long. RefSeq names its product protein Rf1, mitochondrial-like. Lineage: Eukaryota; Viridiplantae; Streptophyta; Magnoliopsida; Poales; Poaceae. The record is from RefSeq and is a predicted model, not a curated record. The transcript has a single exon. Gene Ontology annotation, molecular function: protein binding. Bases 1 to 2127 code for a protein of 708 amino acids.